Messenger RNA from Prosopis cineraria, 1602 nucleotides. RefSeq names its product phosphoglycerate kinase, cytosolic. Gene Ontology annotation, molecular function: ADP binding; ATP binding; phosphoglycerate kinase activity. The transcript is spliced from 7 exons. Gene Ontology annotation, cellular component: cytosol. Gene Ontology annotation, biological process: gluconeogenesis; glycolytic process. The record is from RefSeq and is a predicted model, not a curated record. NCBI's taxonomy places the organism in Eukaryota, Viridiplantae, Streptophyta, Magnoliopsida, Fabales, Fabaceae. The coding region runs from base 226 to 1437 and encodes 403 amino acids.
AUGUACUGCGCCCACACACAACCGUUCGCCAAUUGGGUUUUCCAGCACUGGAAUACCGACGCGUGCCUUCUCCCACUAAACCCAGUGACUCUUCCCCACUAUAAAUUUGCUGCAAUCUUCACACCGGUCAUCGCUUCGCUUCUUUCGCUGCAAAUUCCAUUUCACCUGUAUUUUCUGCAUCUCUGAUCAUCAUAUCAUAUUCUCCGUCCAUCAUUGUAGUGUGGUAUGGCGACUAAGAGGAGUGUGAGUACCUUGAAGGAGGCUGAUUUGAAGGGGAAGAGGGUGUUCAUUAGGGUUGAUCUGAACGUCCCUUUGGAUGAUAACUCGAACAUCACUGAUGACACCAGAAUCCGCGCUGCUGUUCCCACUGUCAAGUACUUGAUGGAUCGUGGUGCCAAGGUCAUUCUUUCCAGCCAUCUGGGACGUCCCAAGGGUGUAACACCUAAAUACAGUUUGAAGCCCCUUGUGCCAAGGCUGUCUGAACUUCUUGGAGUUGAGGUUAAGAUGGCAAAUGAUUGUAUUGGGGAGGAAGUUGAUAAAUUGGUUGCACAAACCCCAGAUGGUGGUGUCUUGCUUCUUGAGAAUGUGAGAUUCUACAAGGAGGAAGAGAAGAACGAUCCUGAAUUCGCAAAGAAGCUGGCUUCUCUUGCUGAUCUUUAUGUAAAUGAUGCAUUUGGCACAGCCCACAGAGCACAUGCUUCUACAGAGGGAGUUGCCAAAUAUUUAAAGCCAUCUGUAGCUGGAUUCCUUAUGCAGAAGGAGCUUGAUUAUCUAGUUGGAGCGGUGGCAAACCCCAAGAGACCAUUUGCAGCUAUAGUGGGUGGCGCAAAGGUAUCUACCAAGAUUGGAGUUAUAGAAUCUUUGUUGGAGAAGGUCAAUGUUCUCUUGCUUGGUGGUGGGAUGAUCUUUACGUUCUACAAGGCUCAGGGUCAUUCAGUUGGGUCAUCUCUAGUGGAGGAAGGCAAGCUUGAUCUUGCUACUUCACUUAUUGAGAAGGCUAAGGCAAAAGGGGUUUCUCUUUUGCUUCCAACUGAUGUGGUCAUUGCCGACAAGUUUGCCGCAGAUGCUAACAGCAAGGUUGUGCCAGCAUCAAGCAUCCCUGAUGGAUGGAUGGGGUUAGAUAUUGGACCUGAUUCAGUUAAGACAUUCAAUGAAGCUUUGGAUAAUACUCAGACCAUCAUUUGGAAUGGCCCAAUGGGUGUUUUUGAGUUUGACAAGUAUGCAGCAGGAACAGAGGCUAUGGCCAAGAAACUAGCAGAGCUGAGUGGGAAGGGGGUGACUACCAUCAUUGGAGGAGGAGACUCAGUUGCCGCGGUAGAGAAGGUGGGGCUUGCUGACAAGAUGAGCCACAUCUCUACCGGUGGGGGCGCCAGCUUAGAGCUUCUUGAGGGGAAGCAACUCCCUGGAGUCCUUGCACUUGAUGAUGCUUGCGCAUGAAGUAAAAAAAGAGAAAAGUGCCAAUGAUUUGUGUAUUUUUGUGCUGUUUUAUUGUUGAGUUUUAACCAGUACUUCUUGCCAUUCAAUUAUAACAGAGAUGCUCUUGUAGCGGCUGAUAGGGUAGGUCUGAAAAUAAAGAGAGGUUUUUGUGACUUUUACUGUGAA